AUGCCUCGAAUCGGAUUGGAAGUAUCUUUCGACGUUGAAAAUAUCGCCAAGAUUGAGGCUGCUGGGACCGACUUCCGCUAUUUUGUGAAGAUCUGCUGUGGGAACUGCGGCGAAAUAACGGACUGGGUGUACUUGGAUCAGGAAGAUACAAUUGAAGUCAAAGGUGGUCGUGGAUUGGCGAACAUGGUUCUCAACUGUAAGCUUUGCGGUCGAGAGAGCAACAUCAGCAUUGAAGACGGAAGCCGUAAAGCUUAUGAUGCCGAGAAGGGCGGUUUUCAACAAAUAGUGUCAUUUGAUUGCCGAGGAUUGGAGCCUGUCGAAUGGGAAUGCCGAGGGGGACUGGUUGCUUCGACAGAAAAUGGCAAGAGCUUCGAAGUGGAGCUUGAAGAUGGCGAGUGGUAUGACUUUGAUGACGACGCCAACGAGUCAGUUUCUGUUACAAACGUUCAAAGUCAGUUCAAAAAGCUCAAAGGAAAAUAA
Molecule: messenger RNA, 480 nt
Organism: Oikopleura dioica
Lineage: Eukaryota; Metazoa; Chordata; Appendicularia; Copelata; Oikopleuridae
Source: the annotation of a GenBank genome assembly